AUGUCGGGGGUAACAAUUAUAGUGGUAGCCGAGACAUUCACCGAAGCUACAUCCGUCUGUCGAGGUUGUCCAGUAGACUUUGGGAGAAAAAGGAUACAUGUGGAUCUCAUAGUCACGAAGGUCUUCCACUAUGAUAUAAUCCUGGGAAUGAAUUGGCUCUCCUCAAUAAGAGCUGAGAUUGAUUGCGAGGACCGAACGGUGACCAUAUAUGAAGAUGGUAGCUCUCCCUUCACGUUCACAGUACGGGUUAGCUACCCACAACGAGUCCUCUGUUAUGCUUCGCUAGAAGAAGGUCGCAAAGAUAGUUCGUUAACUUGCACCCCCAUAGUGAGCAACUUCGUUGAUGUAUUCAAGAACAUUCCGGGACUUCCUCCCCGGCGGGAGAUCGACUUCACCAUUAAUUUGGUGUCGUGCACUGCGCCCAUUUCUCUCCCAACUUAUCAGAUGCCUCCGUAUGAAAUGGAGGAGCUUCGACUUCAAAUUGAUGGGUUGUUAGAAGUAGGUUUUAUCUGA
Magnolia sinica is the source of this 513-nucleotide messenger RNA. RefSeq lists its product as uncharacterized. The record is from RefSeq and is a predicted model, not a curated record. The transcript has a single exon. Bases 1 to 513 code for a protein of 170 amino acids. Lineage: Eukaryota; Viridiplantae; Streptophyta; Magnoliopsida; Magnoliales; Magnoliaceae.